Notothenia coriiceps (black rockcod) is the source of this 753-nucleotide messenger RNA. It is a transcript of the gene tcea1, whose product is annotated as transcription elongation factor A (SII), 1. NCBI's taxonomy places the organism in Eukaryota, Metazoa, Chordata, Actinopteri, Perciformes, Nototheniidae. The transcript has 7 exons. Gene Ontology annotation, cellular component: nucleus. The record is from RefSeq and is a predicted model, not a curated record. Gene Ontology annotation, biological process: positive regulation of transcription by RNA polymerase II; DNA-templated transcription. Bases 1 to 753 code for a protein of 250 amino acids.
AUGGGUAAAAAGGAGGAAGAGGAGAUCAUCAGAAUUGCGAAAAAAAUGGAUAAAAUGGCGCAGAAGAAAAACGGGGCCGGGGCUUUGGACUUAUUGAAGGAGCUGCGAAGUAUCCCCAUGACUCUCGAGCUGCUUCAGUCUACCAGAAUCGGGAUGUCCGUUAACGCCAUCCGCAAGCAGAGCACAGACGACGAGGUGACAUCUCUAGCCAAGUCCCUGAUCAAGUCAUGGAAGAAGCUUUUAGAUGAGCCUACUGGUGGAGAUAAAACGUCAGAUGAAAAGAGGAAAGAGCAAACGACGCCUUCUUCUCCCUCGCAGGGAAGUCCAGAGGCAAAAGAAGAAAGCAGCUCCAGCAGUAACUCCAGCAGCAAGAGUGAACGCGCUGACGUUUCAUCCAACUCAUUGAUCCCGACUUUUCCUCGCGCCUCAGGCACCUCCGACUCUAUCAGGCUCAAGUGCCGAGAACUGAUGACCCAAGCACUGCAGACUGGAGAUGAUCAUAUUGCUAUUGGUGCUGAUUGUGAUGAACUGGGCGCGCAGAUCGAGGAAAAUAUCCUUUACAUUGAAUGGAAAGUGUGUUUGAAGAAGAUGUUUGGAAGCAAGUUUAAGAACACAGACAUGAGAUACAAGAACCGUGUGCGGAGCCGAAUCUCGAACUUAAAGGACGUAAAGAACCCGAAUUUAAGGAGGACAGUGCUCUGCGGGAAUGUGUCCCCUGAGCGGAUGGCUAAGAUGACCGCAGAGGUGUGUUAA